AUGCCCUUCUUAGGAGGAGUAUUGCGUGGCAUUGUUGAAUUUUCUGCCACGUUCCUUCACUCCGGGUUCAUGGUUGUGGGUAGCUUCCCCGACAACACCAUCCCAAGCAACCUUUCCUCCGUAGUCAAUGGGACUAUGUACAUAUCUACGAUAGGCUGGACUCGGCGGUCGGCAUAUUUUAUCUCUAUCCUUCCCUUCACCGUCAUCACCAUCCUCAUGUUUGCCUCCCCUUUGUACAGCAUCUUGCAUGCUCGGAAAAGGAACAGCGGCUAUAGGACCACCUUCGAUCCGUCAAACCCCCUUCACCUCAUUAUGGCAUCUGCUGAGGCAGGGAAGGCAUCCACCGUGGUGUUGAGAGCCGAUGUGUCCGAGGGAAGUAAGGCCGAGAGAGAGAGAGCUGAGAAAGGAAAGGACGAUACGGCCGAAGAAUAG
Molecule: messenger RNA, 432 nt
Organism: Suillus fuscotomentosus
Lineage: Eukaryota; Fungi; Basidiomycota; Agaricomycetes; Boletales; Suillaceae
Exons: 2
Coding region: 1-432 (143 amino acids)
Source: RefSeq, a predicted model, not a curated record